This is a messenger RNA of Melampsora larici-populina 98AG31, 2082 nucleotides long. RefSeq lists its product as uncharacterized. The record is from RefSeq and is a predicted model, not a curated record. Gene Ontology annotation, molecular function: RNA binding. Bases 1 to 2082 code for a protein of 693 amino acids. NCBI's taxonomy places the organism in Eukaryota, Fungi, Basidiomycota, Pucciniomycetes, Pucciniales, Melampsoraceae. Gene Ontology annotation, cellular component: mitochondrial inner membrane. The transcript is spliced from 18 exons.
AUGCGAUGGGCUCGCCGCGAAGUUUAUCCUGUAAAGGGCGUGCCUUGGCUUGAGGACAUGGAUCAAUUUCCAAGCCGCACCAUUCAAGUCGAGGUUGAAGGAACAGAGAAAUUUACACAAGAAUCACUUUGGCAUCUGAUUCGUCCAUUUGGAAGGAUCAAGUCAAUCGAGCUUUCUACUGCCAAAGAACCCUCGCUAAAAGUGGCGCGAGUCACUUUGGAAAGUGUAAGAGCAGCAACGGUGGUACGUAACUGUCUGCAUGGUUAUCGAACUCAAGAAGGUACUUCUCUAAGGGUAUCAUAUGUUCCCAGUAUCAAAGCGCAUGCCGUUAGGAGCUGGCUCAGCUCUCAUCCCAAGAUAGUCUUACCAGUGCUCGUACUUUUGCUGGGAGGCGUGAGCUACGCCUUCUUUGAUCCAAUUCGGACUUUUUUCAUCAAAUCCCACAUCUCAGGAGCUCUGGAUGUUCACCAAUACCAAAUCGUGAAUUGGCUUGAAAAAGAGACACGCACCCGGUUCUCGUUCUUCACGCCAGCUAACGAAGGUCAAUCUGAAGACGCGAGCGGGGCAAGUGUAGUCGAGGUGGAGAGGAACGAAGCAUUGGACAAAUUGAGAGGAUGGAUAUCAGGCUUGCCAGAGACCUUUGUGGUUAUCAGCGGACCAAAAGGGAGCGGAAAGGGUGCACUGGUGGAAGAGCUGAUUCGCCCUCGAAAGAAUGUGUUGGUCAUCGAUUGUGAGAAGGUUUGUAAGGAUGCUUCGAGUGAAAGAAGACGUGUAGCAAAUUUGGCAAAGGAAGUGGGAUACUUUCCAUAUUUUACUUUCCUUGGAUCUAUCAAUCAUCUUAUUGACUUAGGAUCAGUAGGACUGAUCGGACAAAAAGCUGGAUUUGAAAGCUCCAGUGAUACAGAGAUUAGACAAUUAUCAUCUUGUGUCAAUACAAUGCAGAUCUUAGAUUUGGUCGAGGUGGCACUUGCAAAAGUCUCAGAGGAAGUGUCGAAACAGAUCAAGACUACGCUAAAUACUCCUCCAGGUGAUAGUGCAGAAGUAUCUGUACAAGAGAAAACCGAUUUUGCAACGAGGACAGCCGAGCUGCAUCGAGGGUACAGUAAUGUACCGGUGGUGGUCUUGAAAGGAUUUUGCACCGGACAAGCCAACAAUGAUGAUUACUUAUGGGAUGGUCUAGCUGAAUGGGCGAGUCGCUUGACGGAGAAAAAGAUUGCACAUGUGGUUUUCACGUCCGAAAAUGUCGGGGUUGGAAAGCCGCUUAGCAAAGCGCUUUCAAGUCGUCCGAUGAACUUGAUACAUUUAACCGAUGCAAAUCCUGAUAGCGCACUGCAAUAUAUUGCGCGACAGAUGGCUCGGCCUGAUGAUCGCGCAAUGAUUCUUAAUCCGAUCAAUGGUCCAUGUAUAGCCAAGCUAGGCGGAAGAUUGACCGAGUUGGACAAACUCAUCGAGAAGAUCAAAGCCGGGGUUCAACUGGAGGUUGCAGUGGAGGAGAUUGUGAUGCGAUCCGUGAUGGAGAUCAAGAAAAAAAUCACAAUAGAUGGUGAAAAUGGUGAUGGUGGGAAAUGGAAUAGGACUCAAGUUUGGGGGCUGAUUCGCGCCUUGGAUAUGCAGGAUGAGUUGAUGUGGCAUGCUACGGUGGUGGACCUCUUUGACGGGGAUGAGAGCGGUCUUUAUGCGUUGGAGGAUGCCAAUUUGAUCACCAUUGUACAUCAAGAUCUCGGAGGAUCAGUCAUCCGGAUCGGAAAACCAAUCUACCGCACUGCCAUCCGACGAAUCUUGGAAGAAGAUGUGGCCUUUACAGCUUACCAGGAUCGAAUAGCAUCAAUGAAGAAGUUAAAGAAAGCUGAAGAGGAGAUCAAACAGAAGAUCGGGGAACUGGUGGAAUUAGCAAAAUUGUUUCCAAUCAUCGGAACGAUUGGUUCUAGUUCUAAUUGGAGCCUGGGAUCAUCUAGCGGGAAACUUCCAGAUGAAAUCAAGUGGAAGGUUGAAAAGACGUUGAAGAAGUUAAAGACCUUGCAAGGUCAGGUUGAUCAACUGGAGAAAUCAGUGGAACUGGCGAAAAAAGGUCUGGCGAAGUGA